Molecule: messenger RNA, 1194 nt
Organism: Cricetulus griseus (Chinese hamster)
Lineage: Eukaryota; Metazoa; Chordata; Mammalia; Rodentia; Cricetidae
Source: RefSeq, a predicted model, not a curated record
GGGCGCCGAUGUGUCUUGAAAGACUGCUGCAAAAUUCUUGACAAUACAGUAUUACCUCCAGAAACUGUGGUCCCACCAUUCACCGUCUUCUCAGGCUGCCCAGGACUCUUCUCAGGAGAGCUCCCAGAGUGCACGCAGGAGCUGAUGGUUGAUGUCACCAAGAGCUACUACCAGAAGUUUCUGCCACUGACCCAAGUCUAAUGCCUCUGCUUUAUAUCUUGAAUUCCUUUGAACUCUAAGAUGAACUGGGAGAUAAAGUGAGCAGUCAGUAACUACAAGAGCUGCCGUACUUUUGACCACUUCUACUCUCCUUGAUUUUUUUUAAGUUUAGAAUUCUUCAAUCCUCCAAGAUUCUGAGCAUUUAGGAAUUUAAUAGGAAGGCUGGAGAGAUGGCUCUGUUGCUAAGAGUACUGGCUAUUCUUUCAGAGGACCCAGGUUCAGUUCUCAGCACCCACAUGGCACCUUACAACCAUCUGUUACUCCAGUUCUUGGUGAUCUGAUAGGUUUCUGGCCUCCCUAGCACCAGAUAUACAUGUGGUACAGACAUAUUAUGCAGCUAAAACAUCCCAUCACAUAAAAUACCUUUUUAAAAACAUAAUUUUAACAAGAGAGCAUCUGGAGGAGUUUUCUUUAUCUGCUGUGCUUACACCUGAUCUAUCCAACAGUUGUUGUACCAUUGUCUGAGGGGGGCAGAAAGGUCAGUUCCCAACACUCCAGCCCUGUGGUCCUGCAGAUGGCUGGAACCUGGCUGGCACGGGCCUGCAGAGCAAUAGUAUCCGCUUAGCAUGGGGGUCACAUGCCCCAGGUGCUGCUCACAACCAUGUUCUACCCUCACUGCACACCACCCCACUCAGAUGACAUCCAGCUAUCCUGCUGCUAACAUAGGACCAGUGGCCACAAUUUCUCCUACCUUGAGAAAAGUGUUUGUGAUUUCAAAGCCCAGGUUCCUAUUGGCUGUUAAAACAUGGGGAAAAGAGAUGGAUGGGCUGUAGUGAUAUAUACCUGUCAUCCUGGCAUGUGUGAAAUAGAGUCAGGAGUGAGCUCACAGUUGCCUGGUGUGCUACAUGAGACCCUGCUUCAAAACAACAAAAACAAGAUAGUAAAAGAAAAAUGUGACGAGCAGGUGGUAGCUGUUCUUCCUUUCAGAGAGACCUUAGCUGUCCUAAAGUAGUUAAUAAAAGAUGUAAAACAUCC